AUGGAACCAUUAAAAAUAUAUUUGAGAAUUAAAAGGGAAAAUAGAGUAUUCUUUUUCGAGUGCUCAUUACUUGAUCCUGUAGAGAUUCUGAAAAGAAAAUUGUUACCUUAUUACAAAUAAGAAAUUUAGGAUAUGAGAAUAUAUUUUGGAGAUAGAGUAAGAGAGUCGAUAGAACUUAAUUUAGUUAUUAGAUGAUAAAGCCAAUCUGCAAGAUUAAGCAGUUCCAAAUGAUAGUUGUUUAAUUUUGAAAUUAAGAAAAGGAAUGUCUGGCGAAUGGGAUGAAUGA
Paramecium octaurelia is the source of this 286-nucleotide messenger RNA. NCBI's taxonomy places the organism in Eukaryota, Ciliophora, Oligohymenophorea, Peniculida, Parameciidae. The record is from the annotation of a GenBank genome assembly.